UGUACCGCAGGUUUUUUCUCCUCAUUAGCGUGUAGUGUGUGUAUCGUGCUGCGACUGCUGCUGCUGACACGGUUUCGUCCAGUUUGGUCGUCCAAGUGUGUUGUACGCGGUGUGUGGAAUGUGAAAUGUCAUUCACAUAGUGGUCGCCCCAGUGUUUUUGUCCUGUACAGUGACGGCGGGGAAUUGACCAACCGGUUGGAUUAUUCUACUUAAUUUAUCCGACGAAUUUAUUUCAUUUUUUCCAGUGGUCAGCCAGCACCGUUAGGUGUCGGUUUCCGCGAGAAUGGAGUGGCUCCCACGCCGCCGGGAGGGCCUCGGCUGGCUGGCGUUGAUUAUCGUUUCCGUGGGAUAUUUGUCGCUUGCCGGAUGCCAAACGCUGAACGCAGCUGCCAGUGUUAAUGUUACGAUCAUCCCGGAUCUCUUCUACUGUCCGAAAGGGUGGGUGCUGCUGGACUGGAUGUGCUACCGCUACAUGGAGACGAAUGCAUCCUGGUCGGUGGCCGGCGAGGCGUGUCGACGUAUCGGCAGCGAUCUGCUGACCAUGUCCGACUACUCAUCCCCCACCAACGCCUGGAUCUCCGGCCAGCUGCCCAACACCUCGGUGUGGCUGGCGGCGGCACUGACGCCGGCGAGGACGCUCUCCUGGAGCGACGGACAGGAGAUAGGGCCGUACUCCGGCCUGUGGGCCAUCGGGCAGCCGGACGCCGGUGGCGGGGAGUGCGUGGCGUUGGAUGGACGCUUCGACACUGACAACUGGUACCUGGCGGCGUGCGAGACGCUGCUGCCCUUCGUUUGCCAGCAGCCGGCCUGUCCCAAGGACACCUUCACCUGUCCGGGCGAGAAGAAGUGUUUAUUGAUGGACCGGGUGUGUGAUCACGAGGGCAACGUGGAGUGCGGAUCGUGGGCCGAUGAGUUUGACUGUCCGCCAGGGAACGGACGCACUGAGGCGCCGGUGUGUGCCCACUAUCUGACCGGGGCCAGCGGCAGUCUAUCCAGCCCCAACCACCCGGGUCCCUACCCGCGCGUGGCCUCCUGCCUGUGGCUGAUCGAGACCCCGGCCGGCACCCGCGUCGACCUGCAGUUCAGCGAAUUCGCCACGGAAGCGAACCAGGACACCGUCAGCGUCCUCUCCGGGAGUCCCCUGCCCGCCCGCGCCCGGGCGCUGGCCGUCCUCAGCGGCCAACCCGCCCCCACGGCCCUCCACUACACUGCCGACAACAACUUCCUCAUCCUCCGUUUAACCGCCGACGCCAGCGUGGAGAUGGCCGGCUUCCGCGCCACCUACAAAGCGCUGAACGCCCGCUGCGGCGGCGACGUACAGGCCACUGUGGGAUGGCAGCGUGUGGCGGUCAUGGAGGUGUGUGUACCGCUUCCAGGGGGCCGUCGGGAGUGUCGUCAGUUUGGAGGUGGAAGGGUUGACCGGCGAGGAUGUGGUAAAAGUGCGCGAUGGAGGUGA
Molecule: messenger RNA, 1456 nt
Organism: Paramacrobiotus metropolitanus
Lineage: Eukaryota; Metazoa; Tardigrada; Eutardigrada; Parachela; Macrobiotidae
Product: deleted in malignant brain tumors 1 protein-like
Exons: 6
Coding region: 284-1456 (390 amino acids)
Molecular function (GO): protein binding
Source: RefSeq, a predicted model, not a curated record